CCGCACCUCACCCAGCAUCACCACAAGCUUAUUGGCACCACCACGCACUGCCACCACACACACACACACAUACACUGGACAUACCAGUUGUCCACACACGCCGCAACAAUGCAACCGCUCCUCCGCAGCGCGCACCGCUGCACGCUCAAGCCACUCCGCACUGCCGGUACCGGCGGCAAGACCACAACACGCGCACUAUCGGCGACCACCCGCGCCAGAGCGGCCGCAGAGGGCGAGAGCCACUAUGAUCCACCCACGGGGUGGCUGUGGGGCGUGAAGCCGGGGGAGAAGUAUGAGAAGGAGGGGUGGGAGGGGGUAAUGUUUUGGGGGUUUGGGGGGGGGUUGGUGGCGUUGACGGUGGGGUAUGCUUUUAAGCCUGAUACGUCGAUACAGACUUGGGCGCUUGAGGAGGCGAGGAGACGGUUGGAAGUUGAGGGGAUCUUGAAGGAGCCUGAGUCGAAGGAGUAGAGCUUGCGAGCUAUCGAAUUGUGCCCAGGAAACCCGAAACGAUUGGGGGAAAAGACAUGACGGGGGGAUUGAAGGGCGGAGAGACGUAUAUACGGAAUUUUGCUGGAUUUUUCCGGCGGCGAGUUCGAAGUCGAUGAGGAGCUUGAUUAGACUGAUGGUGGCUGUUGAGAUUGGAUGAAAGCAUAUUACACAUAGAGUGUGGUGUUGAGCUGGCAUUGUGAAGAGAAUCUUAUUUGAGUUUUGUUUUUUAUGACUUGUUUGGGUGCAUUGUGGUUGUGUUUAUAUGUGGAGGUCCUAGCGAUGCUGUGACUCCGACAAAGGCAGGCUUCCUGAUUAAUUGCUUCUUAAAGGGGAUUAUCUAGCAUGAGGCAGGUAUGCCCAAACCAUCCACACAAUCCACACAAUCCGAAGCACCACCUCUGGGCAAGAGCUUCUUACCUCAACCGCCCACGCCCCGCAACUCAACCAUCAAAGCCUGUCCGAUAUUUCUAGACUUCGAUGCCAAAUAUUUUUCCAUAUCUUGGAUCGAGAGGCGGGGUUUCGGGACGGGUUCUUGCUAAGAGCGGGUAGGGGCGUGGGAAGGAGCUACUAUAUAAAUAAACGUUUAUCUAAUUUCUCAGGGCCAGACAGAGAUAUACUCAUCGGCGUAUGGCAAAUUGUCCUUGAGGUAGGUUUGCUCUUGCCACGGCUUCUGGAGAAUCUGGUGUUGUGCUGUGGGCAGGUAAACGAGGGUUGGAUUGUUGGGGGAGGUGGCACAAAGUUGUGGCGACGAGAAGCUGCGGUGAGAAGAAGUUGAUGGUGACGAGACGCUGCGUCGGCAAGAAGCGGCGGAAGAGAGGAGUUACAGAUGGAUGGCUUCGUCCGUGGUUAUAUGUUUCUGGAGUGUGGCCCGCAGCAUCCUUGGUAUAGGUUUCCACGGCCGCGUGGUCGGCAGUGCCUUUUGCGGUGUCUGCCUCCGCAAGCUUCGUGUAUAGCUCGCAAAUUAAACUCCUUCCGCAAACUUACAAACCACUGAACUUUCUCCUGCUCUGAAUAACACUGGUCAAGAGAGGGAUAUAGCUACCAAGAAGCGCGAACGAGGUGGCUAAAUGGACAGUUGAUAUGGCGAUGAUUCGCAUUCUGCGCUCGGGUGUAUCGAUCGAAGAGGCUGUCCGACUUGGUCUGCCAGCUCGACAAAGAGGCUUGCACUCACUCAGAGUUCGUGUACUUGCCUCAGCGCUUUUUUAGCCUCGUUCUGAAGCCUUGCGGAUUCUGCGACCUGUUUAACCAUGUCCUUCCUUUCACUCCUCACCUCGCAACUCAAUCACCUAAACCUCUACGAGAUAUCCCAACUUUGAUGUCAUGGAGACGACGGCAAAGGCACGGUUCACAUAUUACCUUGAAAUAUUUUCUAGGAUAUCUUUGGUUCGGCUGACGGGGGUUCGGGACGGCGAAGAGGGGUUAUGAAGAGUCAGGGGCGUGGGAAGGAGCAACUAUUAAUAAACGGAGACUUUAGAGCCAGAUCAAAUAAAUGCGUCAUGACAUACUAAGCCAACCGGUUAGGAAGCCUCCUGUCCUAUCGCCCUUGUCAUCUUUCCGUCUGGGGAACCUGGUGUUGCUGGUGGCUGUGGGCUGUGGACACGUCAAUAAAAGGGCCACCCGGUACGAAAUAUUAUAAUGAGUUCACUUCUUGCCGAUAUUAGAUCACACGAGGAACAAAAACUACUCUCAUUUGACGACACCAUACUAAGAGACAUUUUUGGAUGAUGUUGGCACACUUUGGCAUAAGAUGACGGUAAUGACGGCGAUUGAAAGGAUGGUUAGGACAACCCCAGUCCUCCAUAGACGGGAAGAGCUGCUAUACUCAACAAACGAUGCGGAUGAACGCGGCCAGUACACGGUUGCCCUAGAUUGUUGUGGGGGGUGGCACAAGAGGCUGUAGUAACUAGAAGCUGUAGUUACAAGAAGCUAUGGUGGCAAGAGGCAGUGGUAACAAGAAGCUGUAGUAAUAAGAAGCUGUGGUGACAAGAAGUUGCAGUGACAAGAAGCCGCGGAGAAAGCCAUCGGCUACAAGGCUUACACGAUAUGGCUUCCUCCGCAGUUAUGUGAGAACUUCGAGAAGAGUAGUGUGAAGUACAGAAUGUCGGUGAUCGAUUUCAAAUCCGGUUUCACAGACUUGGAGGCCCAUUUCAGUACUCGUAUGGACGACAAGAACGCCCACUCGAGAUUGGUAUGGCUCAACUUCAAGUCGACCUUUAUUCCCUCCUGAGAAAGUUUGAAUUCCGCGGCGAGAUCCUUCUCAGUGUUCGGCGGAUACAUAUCCGGGUAGUAUCCGUGAAGCUCACGGGUAGGGUAUAUACCCGGCGACGAUCUGACGGGUAGGGUAGGGUAUAUAUCCGGAUACAUGAGGCUGAAUAUUGUAUAUAAAAAUAGAAUAGCGUAUAUAAAAAAGAAUGAAGC
Messenger RNA from Pseudogymnoascus destructans, 2907 nucleotides. RefSeq lists its product as uncharacterized. Lineage: Eukaryota; Fungi; Ascomycota; Leotiomycetes; Thelebolales; Thelebolaceae. The record is from RefSeq and is a predicted model, not a curated record. The transcript has 3 exons. Bases 109 to 468 code for a protein of 119 amino acids.